Molecule: messenger RNA, 2771 nt
Organism: Nothoprocta perdicaria
Lineage: Eukaryota; Metazoa; Chordata; Aves; Tinamiformes; Tinamidae
Gene: ABTB1
Product: ankyrin repeat and BTB domain containing 1
Exons: 12
Coding region: 29-1462 (477 amino acids)
Cellular component (GO): ubiquitin ligase complex; cytoplasm
Molecular function (GO): protein binding
Source: RefSeq, a predicted model, not a curated record
CGCCGCCGCCGCGCGGCCCGGCCCGGCCAUGGACACGAGCGACCUCUUCACGAGCUGCAAGAAGGGCGACGUGGGCCGCGUGCGAUACCUUCUUGAGCAGCGGGAUGUGGAAAUCAAUGUCCGCGACAAAUGGGACAGUACCCCGCUGUAUUAUGCCUGCCUGUGCGGACAUGAAGAGCUCGUACGCUAUCUUCUAGCCAAUGGAGCAAAAUGUGAGGCAAACACUUUUGACGGGGAGCGUUGUUUGUAUGGAGCUUUGAGUGACACCAUCCGGCGCCUGCUGAAGGAGUACAAGCAGAUCACUGCAAAGUGCAUGAAGAGAGACUAUUACGAUGUCUUCCUACAGCGGUUGCUGGAACAGGGCUAUCAAAGCGACAUUGUUUUCAUUGUCCAUGGCAAAUCUUUCUGUGCCCAUCGCUGCAUCCUCAGCGCUCGCAGCGCCUACUUCGCUGAAAUGUUUGAGACCAAAUGGAAGGGGAAGAACAUGAUAGUGUUGAAGCAUCCGCUGAUCAAUCCAGCAGCUUUUGGCUCCCUUCUGCAGUAUCUGUACACAGGUCGUCUUGACAUUGAUGUAGAAUAUGUGAAUGAUUGCAAGAGAUUAGCCAAGCAGUGUCGGCUGCAGGACCUCAUCGAUGAUUUGGAGACCAAGUGUAAAAAAGUCUAUGAAUUUGUCUCUUCCAAGCCAGGGACCUGUGUGAAAGUGCUGACGAUUGAGCCCACAGGUAACUGCCGGCUGCAGGAAGAUCUGGCUCUUCUAGCAGACUGCGCCCUGCCAGCUGAACUGCGGGUUGGUUUCGGGGAGUUGCCCUUUGACAGCACCGACAACUUUAACAGCUGUUCUGAUGUGUGUUUCCGAGUGGCAGAUUAUAACUUUCUGUGUCAUAAGGCAUUUUUCUGUGGUCGCAGCGAUUAUUUCAAAGCCCUCCUUGAAGACCAUUUCUGUGAGAGUGAAGAGCUGCAGACGCAGCCCAGUAUCCCUGUAGUGACUCUCCACAACAUCACAGAAGAUAUUUUCAUCCGGGUCCUCUACUACAUCUAUAGUGAUGACACUGAGCUCUCACCAGAGAACGCCUACGACGUGCUGUGCGUGGCAGACAUGUACCUGCUGCCCGGGCUGAAGCGCCUCUGCGGCCGGGCCUUGGCCCAGAUCCUCGACGAGGACAACGUCGUCAGCAUCUGGAGAAUCGCAAAGCUCUUCCAGCUGACCCGGCUGGAGGACCAGUGCACGGAGUACAUGGCCAAGAUCAUCGAGAAGCUGGUGGAGCUGGAGGAGUUUGUGGCCGCGGUGAAGGAGAACGCGGAGGCCGUGGAGGAGCGGCAGGAGACCGACUCCAUCCCCCUGGUCGACGACAUCCGCUUCCACAUCACCAGCAACGUGCAGACUUACAGCGCCAUCGAGGAAGCCAACCAGAAACUGGAAGCUCUGGAGAACCUCCUGGCCAGUAUAGGGCUCGAGUGCUGAUGUGCGCAAACCCUGCCUGGCCUCUGCAGCCCUCCACAGUGAGCACACCCCGAGUGCAGGAACAUCUGAGUAUCUGAAUGUCCCUUUUCCCUCUCCCUUGUCCUCCAUCCCAUCCACUUCCAGGCAUUGUUUUUUUAAUUUAUUUGUCUGGACAUUUGCAUGUCUGGUUUGUGUUUGGUUUUAUUCUGGUUUUGUUUCUCCUUUCAGAAGUAGCUCCCCAAGCACAGCCCAGUUCAGUAGCUGCCGCUUGCACGAUACAGAGCGGGUAAACUGGGGGUCACUGGGAUGAAGGGAGCUGCUGUGGGGAACUUGCUGCUUCCCUGCGUAAGGACCCAUCCUCUCCUGCUGUCCAACCACACUUCUCACCCAGGUACUUGUUGUGUUGCUACCAGCAGAGGCAGAAUCUGGAUUAAACUCCAAAUCAGCAAGGAGCUGGCCUUUCAUUCGCUGUCAGGGUUGUGUUACAGGGCAGGCAGGGCCUCCCUAGCAGGGAGGCAGGAGCACUUGGCUGUUUGGAAAGAGCUGUUGUCACCUGCUGUUGUGGUACUUAGGUGAAAAACACCACCUGAUUUCCUGUCUUCCCUAGCUCCUUGAUGCCUUCAAGUGCUGGCAUUUGGAUUUGCACACCUAGGGGAGUGGCAAGACUCACGCUCUAAAAUUCCUGAGUUCUGGCAGAUGGACAGUUAUUUUUCCAUCAGGAGCAUAGGAGCGAUACGGUGUUUUCCAUGUGUGUGUGUGGUGCACAGGCUCAGAAAUUAAAAACUUUACUUUUUGAACACAAGUCUUUGGGAAUACAGCAGAGACCUUCUGUUCCGAGAAGGCAGUGACUUUUGAUGCACUAAAAAGGGUUCAGGAAGGUCCCCUUUUCGUCCUGGCAGGAGAAGGAAACACGUUCUCGGAAUUGGCUUGUGCUGGUAGAUGGGGGAAGAGGGGCCUUUGGGGCCUGUGGCAGGGCAGCUGUCCCGCUCCUUGACCCUCUGGCUUUGCUCAGCCUUGAGCCGUGUAGCUCUGCAGGGAACAGUUUGUGCGGUGGGUGCUGAGGAUUCUGUUCUGCAGCAGGUCGCGGUACCUCCUGGCUCCUGCUGAGGGGACGGGGCCCUGUGCGCCCGCGGUGCCCGCGCCGCUCCGGAGCAGCUGCCGGAGCCUCCAAGGCCGCGCAGGGCACGUGCCGCUGCGCUGGGAGCUGGGACGGGGAAAAGGGCUCGUGUGAGGCACGGGACCUGCUGCCGGCCCGUGUUGAUCCUCCUUUCAGUCACUUAGGAGGCAAGAGCCCAAAAUAACCUGGAAUGGGCACCUGGAAUGGAACCUG